ACGGCGCCUUGUGGUUCCCCCGGCAGGAGCGGGCCCGGGAUGGCGGCCGGGGGCCCGGCGGGGGGGGCGCACAGCGUCUGCAUGGUGUCGGACUUCUUCUACCCCAACAUGGGGGGCGUGGAGAGCCACGUGUACCAGCUGUCGCAGUGCCUCAUCGAGCGGGGCCACAAGGUCCUGGUGGUCACCCACGCCUACGGCUGCCGGAAGGGCGUCCGCUACCUCACCAACGGGCUGAAAGUCUACUACUUGCCCCUGAAGGUGAUGUACAACCAGUCCACGGCGACGACGCUCUUCCACAGCCUGCCGCUGCUCAGGUACAUAUUUGUGCGGGAGAGGGUCACCAUCGUCCACGCCCACAGCUCCUUCUCCGCCAUGGCCCACGACGCCCUCUUCCACGCCAAGACCAUGGGGCUGCGGACGGUGUUCACGGACCAUUCCCUCUUUGGGUUUGCGGAUGUCAGCUCGGUGCUCACCAACAAACUUCUGACGGUGUCCCUGUGCGAUACGAACCACAUCGUCUGUGUCUCCUACACGAGUAAGGAGAACACGGUGCUGCGAGCAGCCUUGGACCCUCAGAUAGUCUCUGUCAUCCCCAACGCUGUUGAUCCCACGGACUUCACUCCAGACCCGUCAAGAAGGGAUGACAGUACGAUAACAAUUGUUGUUGUCAGCAGACUUGUUUACAGAAAAGGUAUAGAUUUGCUUAGUGGUAUCAUUCCUGAGCUCUGUCUGAAAUAUCCAGAAUUACAUUUCUUAGUUGGAGGAGAAGGACCAAAACGGAUUGUACUGGAAGAAGUCCGGGAAAGAUACCAGCUGCAUGACAGGGUACGUCUCCUAGGAGCCUUGGAACACCAGGAUGUUAGGAACGUUCUAGUUCAGGGGCACAUUUUUCUCAACACUUCUCUUACUGAGGCCUUUUGUAUGGCAAUCGUGGAAGCAGCAAGCUGUGGUUUACAGGUGGUGAGUACAAGAGUCGGUGGGAUUCCUGAGGUGCUUCCAGAAAAUCUCAUUAUUUUAUGUGAACCCUCUGUGAAAUCUUUGUGUGAUGGACUAGAAAAAGCUAUUGCCCAGCUCCGUUCAGGUACACUACAAUCUCCAGAAACUGUUCAUAAUAAAGUGAAGACAUUUUAUACAUGGAGGAAUGUAGCAGAGAGAACUGAAAAGGUGUAUGACAGGGUUGCAGAUGAAGUGGUUUUACCAAUGGAUGAGCGACUUAACAGACUAAUGUCUCACUGUGGCCCAGUGACUGGGUACAUUUUUGCUCUUUUUGCUGUUCUGAACUUCCUUUUCCUGGUGUUUCUGAGGUGGAUGACUCCAGAUUCCGUUAUUGAUGUUGCAAUAGAUGCCACAGGACCUAAAGGUGCAUGGACUAAACAGUAUUUUUUGGGGAAAAAAGGGAGAGUUAAAGAAGAAUUUCCAAGCUCCUAAAACGCUCAAAUGAAGAGGAAACAAUACAUCAGACGCUAAAGGUUUUAAUGCUUGCUGAGAGACAUUGCUCUUAAAAUUCUUCAGUUUCUGUCUGAAGUUCUUAGAAAGAAACUUGUUUAAAUAUGCUACCUCAAUUUAGGAUUAUGUUUUAAUUUAAUUUUGGAUUCAUGCAAAUUUAUGGACAUCUCUUUUGCACUUAAAGCUGGGAGGAAACGAUGGCUUUUUAUAUGUGCCAAGAGCCUUUGAGACAAAAAUACAGAUUUUUCUCAACAACUUGAAUAUUGUAUUAACAGAAAGUUACUGUAAACUUUAGUGGUAUUUGGGAAAGAAAGACAGAAAAAUUAUUAGCUUACAGUAGUCCCUGUUAAUUCCUGAUAUUUACAGUGAUUUUUAUUUUGAGACUUAUUUUUAAAUAUUUAAUUGAAAACCCAGCAGAACAUACCUUUUCUCUCCUAAGAUGAAAAUGACACUUGAAAUUAGCAAUGAACUCUAUUACCAUGGAAAUUUCAGAGACUUAUUUCUAGCAGUUGUGUCCCAGUGACAGUGUUUUGCCUGCAUAGUGUUAUUUUGAGGUUCUUCCCUAAUCAGAUUGGAUUGUCCUGUUGCUAAAUCAAAACUCCAUAAUGAAUUUUUUGAUAUUUUCAGAGGUGCUAAACUUGUCCUGUUCACUUACAUGUGUGAAAGUGAUGUAAAGCUUAUGGCAUUUUUUUAAAGCACAUAGGUGAAGAAAUUAUGUCAUUUAGAGAUAAUACAGCCUUCAGAAACAGCUCAGGCCUGAAAACUCCUCCAGCAGACUAUGCCAAAGUGUGAAGUAACACAUGUGUGUGUGUGCAGUGGGUGAGAAAUAUAUGAAGGGCUUAGCAAGCACCAUUGUGCUUGUUUGCUCUCUCUCCCUUCCCCCCCCCCCUUUUUUUUUUUUUUUUUCUUUUUCUUUCCCCUUACUUCUGAUCAAAAUGGCAUUUCAGCCCAUCUCUGGGAGGGACAGUGUUUAGUGUGCUAAAUCAGAGAUACUGUCAGGCAGGUUCUGGUGUAAUCUUGGGAAGGUAUCCCUUAAAUGGAAAUAACCAAUAGGUAUACUUUUCAUGGAAAGGAAAAAAAGUCUACCUGGGGCAAUAAGCAACACAGCAUAUCAAUGUGUGAGAGGGGGCAUUUAUCUCAUUUAUGUCAAUCGCCUCUGAAACUCCCCCUGCCUAAUGCACUGCAUUAAUUUCUUUUUCAAGCAUUACUAAAGACUAAAAUUUCUAUUAUUUUGACUUGAGUAUUAUGUAGUGUUGGACACUGUAUUAAUGUUAAAACUCUGCAAUAUGAAAAUACUGUUUCCAAACUCCUGAAGGGGGAAGUAUUUAAAAUACAACUUUUGUCAAUAUCAUCUUGUUUCUGUAGACAUAGUUACUUUGACAUCUGACAUUUUAUAAUUUAAUUGAACCUAUUUUCAUAAACCAGAAAGGUAAUAUGAAAUAAACACCACAGACAAAGUCUGUGUUCUUUUACUAGAAUUUUUAGACUUUGAUAUGUACCAUACAAUAUGCAUUGUAUUACAAUUUGACCUUUUCAAACUCUGCAUGAAAAGUAGGGAUCAGUUAAAGUGGUGCCACACAAAUUAUGGAUAAAUGGGUGGAUUUAAGGUAAUAUUUUACUUUUCAAAGUUACUUUUUUUUUUUUUGUUCCCAAACAUUCAAGUUUAUAACAACUUUUUAAA
Athene cunicularia (burrowing owl) is the source of this 3127-nucleotide messenger RNA. It is a transcript of the gene PIGA, whose product is annotated as phosphatidylinositol glycan anchor biosynthesis class A. Bases 40 to 1428 code for a protein of 462 amino acids. Gene Ontology annotation, cellular component: glycosylphosphatidylinositol-N-acetylglucosaminyltransferase (GPI-GnT) complex. Gene Ontology annotation, molecular function: phosphatidylinositol N-acetylglucosaminyltransferase activity. NCBI's taxonomy places the organism in Eukaryota, Metazoa, Chordata, Aves, Strigiformes, Strigidae. The transcript is spliced from 5 exons. The record is from RefSeq and is a predicted model, not a curated record. Gene Ontology annotation, biological process: GPI anchor biosynthetic process.